Wallemia ichthyophaga EXF-994 is the source of this 7806-nucleotide messenger RNA. RefSeq names its product U3 small nucleolar RNA-associated protein 20. Lineage: Eukaryota; Fungi; Basidiomycota; Wallemiomycetes; Wallemiales; Wallemiaceae. The transcript has 8 exons. Gene Ontology annotation, cellular component: small-subunit processome; nucleolus; 90S preribosome. The coding region runs from base 1 to 7806 and encodes 2601 amino acids. The record is from RefSeq and is a predicted model, not a curated record.
AUGAAACGAAGUCUAAACCCUUCAAAUUCAAAUAAAAGGUAUAAAUUUGAGAAUUUAAAUAAAAAAUUCAACAACAUCAAUAUUAAGCAGAUUCUUCUUAAAUCUUUGAACGAUUUGGAUUACACUGAUGACAGCGAUCACAACCCUUUUCACACUCGAUUACAGCAGAUUUCUGAAAUUAACUUGCACUACGGCUUCACUUCCUUAUACAAAGAAAUCUACCCUCUCACUCACUCCCUAGAACAAGUUAUUCACUUUAAAUCAAAAAUUAUAUCCUCCAUCUCUUAUCAUUUAUCUGUUAAAUUCGGUGAUGAUCCGUGGAGAUCUUGGAUUGGUAUCUUGGAUUUGAUACCUCCUUUGGCUAGAUCUUUGUCCUCUCUUUUACACCCUCACCUUGAUCAGAUUCUCCCUAUUCUCCUCUCCAUCCCAACAUCUGACAUAGCCCACAACAAUCCUCAACUUUUAGAAAAGAGUUACGUCGUUUUGGCAAACCUCUUGUCUCACCUAUCUAAACACCUCUUAAAGAACAAUGCCGCAAUUGAUAUCUACAACAUUCUCAUCCCUUUCAUCACAAACACCUCUGAACACGCCAAAUGGAUUGCUCAAGCUUGGUCUGCUUUUUUGAGGAGGUGUAAAGGUCCACCGCUUGACUCUUUAUUAACUCACAUGUUGCAAUCUACUUCAAAUUCUCCUCUACUUGAAGAAUCCAUCGCCAUUUCCAUCUCUGAAGCUAUCCAAUCCCCGAAUUACUCUCUACAUUCACGCACACACUCCAUUUUUUCCUUUAUCCUCAAUUAUUCCCUUGAAAACCCCUCCUCAUCCUCCACUAGCAUUACUAUUCGCGUUUUAAUUGCAGCUAUCCACCACAUAAGAGAUCCUGCUCAAUUGAAUCCCAUUUCUGAUGUCAUUGUCAAUGCACUAGACCAAAACACCAAUCAAUCCAACAAUGUCAGCAGCCUCUCAGUUGCAAUGCGGUUUGCUCAGGUUUUAAUGGGUGUACGCAAGGCUACACGAGUUGAUGAAUCUUCGCGCCGUUCAGUCUUCAAACUCCUCCUCACAUUGUCCAAUAAAUCGCUUCAAUCCUCCACUUUUAUCCAAUAUUUACAGCUUUUGGCUACCGCUUUAUGUGCAGGCAAGCUUCAAGACCUUCUUAGCCCGGGUAUUCAAAUUCUCGAUAAGGUCUUCUCUCACAAUGACAAAUCGUCCGUACUAGGUUUCUGCAUGGCAUUGUCAGAGUUACAGUGGUCAGGUAUCGAGCAGUUUAUACUCCCGCCCAUGUCAAAAACAUCAUUUGCUGACAAUCAAUACGAGUUUUACACCCUCCUCGCAACUUUGGCUGAACGUGCGCAGUUACCUUUAACAAGCACAGUCGCACAGCAGCGUUUCCAGGCUUUCUUCAGAACCAUCAACAAGGAUUUGUGCAAAUGCGUUCAAGAUGCUGCCGCUCGUAUCGUCAGCAACACUUCUACCGACGCGCAUAUCGAUCUCUUGUCCAAUGUCGCCAUACUCGUCCACGCUAAUGUCGGUGUUGAAGCUAAGCAGUUCUCUGGGGAAAUUAUGAACCUCUUCGAUUACCUCACUAGUGCUAGCACUGAUGUCAACGUGCAGCAUGAGUUUUCCCACCAUCCUUACAACAAAGUUUGGCUGACGUCGGUCACUAUUUCAAUCAUUGCAAAAUUAGGAAAGGAGGACACAGUUAGGGAGCGUAUCAACGAUAUCGUGUUGCGUUACUCCAAUUACGCAAUGAUAGUAAGGUCUUUGUCACAGUUAUGCGAGCAGGGUGUCUCACCGACGCUGUCAACCGAUGCAAUCAAUCUCCUCAAAAUAAACAUCCUUUCAUACUCAACCGAGCUCAGAGUGUCAUCACUGAAGCUACUCAGUCAGCUCAGAGGCGAGCAAGAAGUCAUUUACGACAAGUGCUUCCAAGUCGACCAAGUUCCGCUUACUAUUGAGAGUUCCCGCGAUCGCAACCUCACACUGCGACGCGUCGGCCAGCAUCUCUUAGCUGCUGAUGCCAGUGAAGAGAGUCGCAAAGUUGGUGCUAUGUUUAUGUUAUCGCAAUUCAAAGUUAAUUUCCGUCCUUUAUACGAACAAGCCUCUGAUUCCCUCGCUGAGUUGAUGGCAGCACAGACAGGAUUGUUGUGGCCUAUCUUUCUCCCAGAGUUGGAAUACGCAGUAGGUGCAUCUCAGAGAAGCAAUGCGAGUGCGCAGGCGCCUAUUUGGAUGCUCAGUGACCAAGCUUUCAAGAGGAGUGACCGGGGUGUACUCAUAGCGGGCGACUACGUCACUGAUGAUAAUCAUUUCAGAUGUACCAAUCUCGAUAAAUGGGACAGGGGACUUGAGAAUGCAUUCAAUGAUCUCAGCAAACCUCUAAGGAGAGCGGCGGAGGCUCAAAAAUCGCUCAAUCGAUUUGAUAUCAACAACUACGAGGAGUUGCUGCUUGAAACUCUCACCAAAUGUGUCGGUGUUGCUGAGCGCAACACUAAAACUCUCAACGUCCUUUUCUUGCGCUUCGCUGACAGGAGUGAGGAACUGGACGACGACGAUGAGAAAGAGCAUCAGUCGCUCAAAAUGCUUAGAAGCCGUCUGAGUGCGUGGCUGAAGCUCUAUUCGGCGUUCAACAACCCCAAAGCUAUGUAUCGUGCGGGAGAUAUGCACGCCCUCUUCCUCGAAUACCUCAGCAAAGGUGAUGCAGGUAUACAGGGUCACGCUCUCAAUUGCAUCCUGACAUGGAAGGAUCUUUCAGUGAAUGCGUACGAGGAAACACUCAAGAAUCUCCUGAAGGAGGGUACAUUUAGGGACGAGCUGACUAACCUCCCGCUUAAUAUCGAGUCGAGUGCUAUUAGUCCUAGUCAUCGAGCGGGGCUUAUUCCGAUCGUUAUUAGAAUGCUCUAUGGUGUUAUGACGUGGCGCAAAGGAAGGAGCUCGGGUAAUCAGGGUGCUGGUGUUCGUAGAGUGGCUGUUCUAACCGCUUUGAGCGAAUGUCUCCCAGAGGAGCUCAGCACGCUCAUUAAACUCAUGACAAGCUCCCUCCAGAAUGCAAUUCCUGCCGUAGGUGAAGAGUUGCAGCUUAAAGAUCUGGACGCCCCGCCAGCUGGUAAACGUCAAAUCGGUUUCCUAAGUCUCCUUGAAGACCUGCUCAAAUAUAUGGGCAAAUCGCUCAUCGCCUAUUGGCCCACUCUGCUUGGAUUGACCUUGGAGUUGACGCACGACGCCCACAGACGGAUAGCUGCGCAUAAGGAAUCUGAUAUGGACGUGGAUGUAGUGGGCGUGGAUAGCCAGGUGGCGCAUCACACACCCUUGCGUAAUGUUAGACUGCUGGGUCUUAAAAGGUUGGGAGACUUCUUCCGCGUCCCGUCUAUCGAAUUCGAUUUUGAUCCUUAUCUCAAAUCUGCAUUCAAAUCGUUUAUCUCGCCGAGAUUGAAGCUGCUCGCUGUCGAAAACACCCAGGCACCCUCAUCGUUGUUAGAGCUGUUUGCUGUUUGGUCAGACUCCGCUGCGUAUAUUCCGUCUUUGCAGAAGUACGACAGCAGACUGCUACCUCAAGCCUUCUCGAUUAUCACUGCAAACAACGUCAAACCUGCUGUUGUAUUGCGAGUGUUCGAUAUAGUCGAUAAUUUGAUCGAGGUGUCCGCUUCAGAUGAGGUGGGAGACGAGACGGAUGAAAGCAGGGCGUUGAGAACGGUCGUGAGGGAGGAGAUUCUCAAACCUAACGUACACCAUCUGUUGGUGUGCCUCACUGACAGGUUUGACAAGUUCGGUAACAGCGGUGUGCGUGACGACAUAUCGAAGCGUCAAAUAGGAAUAUUGUCUCAUAUCGCCAAGUAUGUGCAUGAUCAAGAUCAAGCUAGGAGAGUGCUGGAUUUGCUGCAACCGCUCCUCAGACAGUCUUACAAAGUUGUGAAUGAGAAGAUCAAGACGGAGUUGCUAUCUAUUUAUGCGGAACUGUUGAAACUUGUCCCAGAAUUUCAAGACCCUACUUCACUUUUCCAUACGAGGAACUUCGGUCUGUUCGCUUCACUCUUUUCACUCCUCAGAUCGCGACCAGCUAGGGAUGAGUUGGUCAAGAUUAUGGGCGUGUUUAGCUUGGUUGACACGUCUUUUAUGCGCACUUUCGACCUUGUUACUAGUCUCAACAGCUGGUCAAGCAAACGUAUCGGCGAGCCAGAUUUCGAUAGACGUUUGGCUGCGUUUGCAGCGCUCGAAAGUGAGAGUGGAGGGUUACAAGGCAGAGAUUGGUCUGUUGUUUUGCACAAUAUGCUCUAUUUCAUAGGCGAUCCUGAAGAGAUGUCUAUAAGGUCCUCAGCUUCUAAUGUCAUGAAAGUGUUUGUGCAUGUUGUUGGUGAUAAGGGUGGCGACGAGCUGGAGGAGCUGCUUCUAAGGAUGCUCUACCCCGGCCUGCGUAGGAUUCUCAAAUCCAGACACGAGCUAGUGCGUGUCGAGGUACUCUCUGUCAUCGCUAAGGCCGUCUUUGUGUGCGACAAAAUGGACACUUUCACGCAAAUGCGUCCUUUGCUGAUGGAGGGCGACGAGGAGGCCAACUUUUUUAACAACAUUCAUCACGUGCAGCUGCACAGAAGAAGCAGAGCUCUGCAGCGUCUCGGCGACUUUGCAAUGCAGGGAAAAUUACCAAAUGAUGCGCUUGUGAAGGUGUUCAUACCGAUUGUUGGCCAUUUCGUCUCUGGCGCCACGGAGAAGAAAGAUCACAAUCUCACCACCGAGGCUAUCAAAGCUCUCGGUGCAUGCUCGAGCAGACUGGGGUGGAGUGCUUACAACAAUCUCGUUCGCUCAUAUCUCAAGCUCGCCAAAGCCAAGGACGCCAACGAAAAAGUGUACAUCAGAGCUACUAUGAGCGUUCUUGAGCACUUCCAUUUCAGCAUGUCGGAAGAAGUCAGUGGCGACUAUGAGGAGAAUGAUGAGGAGAAUGAGAGUGAUGACGAAGAUGCACCUCCACAGCAAGCUAGUGCGGCUAAGGUUUCUGACGCAGUCACUAACAGACUCCUCCCUCUUCUCCUUAAAUAUCUCGAGCAGAAGGAUGAGACGGAAGCGAGCAUCCGUAUCCCGAUUGCAGCUGGUUACGUGCGCGUCGCUCUCUUUCUGCCUGCCGAGGUGAAAGAGAUGGAAGUAAACAGGUUAAUUACUGUCCUUGCUCAGGUGUUCAAAAGUAAGGACAGCGAUACGCGUGUGCUGGCAAGAGAGGUUUUGUGCAGGAUCAGCACAAUAGUUGGGCCAGACUAUCUCCCAUCCAUUAUUUCCGCUCUUAAGGAGGCACUUACGCGUGGUGCUCAGCUGCAUGUGUUGUCGUACACUGUACAUUCGGUCAUUGUUCACCUCAUUGGUUCUGAGGCUGGUCGGUAUGAUAAUCUCGAUCUGGUCUCACAGGACAUAGUGUCGAUUAUCACAGAAACAAUAUUUGGGCGCUCAGCGAAAGAUGCGCAGAACGAGGAAUGGAAGACACAGACGAAGGAGGUUAAGUCAGCCAAGAACAAGUCACUCGACACGUAUCAGAUCCUCGCCAGGCUUUGCUCACCAAGUAAGAUGCCAGUGCUGUUGCUGCCCAUUCGCGAUAUGAUCACUGUGUCGGCAAACCAGAAGACUAUUGCGUCAGUUGAUGAAGUACUUCGCAGAAUUAGCUUGGGCGUUAUAUCCAACGCGCAAUUCCAACCAACGGACGUUCUCUCGCUGUGCUACAGUCUCAUCGCUCAAAAGAGCAAAUUCGCCACACCGUCCGAGAAGAAGAAUAGGAAGCGGGAGAAUGUUAAACAAGGUGCGGUAGUGCAGCUGAAGCGGGAUAUUCGUGAAGAGCGCAACUACUUUGAACAGAACUCGCACAAAUUUAUCAAUCUAGGUUUAGAUCUCUUCAACACGUCUUUUAAACGUUCACAAUUUGACUUUAAGAGUGGAGAGCAUCUCGCGCGUCUCGAUCCGCUUGUGAGCGCAGUGGGUAAUGUGCUCUAUACGUCCAACACGGAUACUGUCGUUUUGGGCUUGAAGGCCACUGCCAAUGUAGCGAGGGCGCCGCUGCCGUCGAUUGAGAAUAGCUUGGGUGUGUUCAUCAAGCGGAUUUUUGCAUUGUUGGACGAUUGCGGGGGAACACAAUCAGAACUCGCACAAACUACGCUGCGCACUCUUGCAGUAUUGCUGCGUGAAGUGAAGAAUGCUACGAUCAAGGAGGAGGAGCUUAAGCAUCUACUCAACCUCAUUAAGCCCGAUCUCGAGGAACAUGACCGCCAGCACACGUUAUUCAUUCUCCUUAAAGCCAUCGUUAACAGGAAGCUGAUCGUGCCGGAGAUAUACGAAAUGAUGGAGCGCGUGGCUGAGGUUAUGGUCACUAAUCAGUCUUCCCACGUCAGAGAUCAAUGCCGGAAUAUUUAUUUACAAUUCUUGCUCGAUUAUCCACAAGGCAAGGCGCGCAUUAAGAAGGUGUUCGACUUCCUAGCCAAGAAUCUCAGCUACGUGUAUGAGUCGGGGAGAUUGUCAGUAAUGGAAUUGCUUUCGGUUAUUAUUCAGAAAUUCGAUCAAGAGAAUUUGAGGAAGAAUUCGGAUAUCGUUUUUCUAGGACUAGUGAUGGUACUUGCCAAUGAUGAUUCAGCCGUGUGCAAGGAGAGCGCCAAUGCACUAAUCAAGAGCCUGCUAUCGAUUUACGAUAAAGAUGAAAGAAACAAGGUGGUGGCUAUGAUGCACAGCUGGUCUACUCAGGAUGCUCAACCUAGUUUGCAGAUGCUAUCUGCGCAGCUCGCCGGUAUCUUUGUUGAGUCGAUCGAGAAAGGUAACGGAAAGGGUUAUGUGAACGGAAUAAUUACAGAUUUGAUGCGGUUAAUUGGGGUGGAUGAAUGGCAAGUGCUGUACCACACCCUCAACGCCAUAAUCAAGGUAAUCAACACAUACCCUCACGCGGUGGAUUAUGUAGAGUGGGCUGCUGUCGUGAAUAGUCUCAAUUAUCAGCAUGUGUGGGUGCGCUCCCAGUCAGCAAAGCUGGUUAGUGCCCUUUUCACAAUCACACAGCCUUACACACCUAAACUGGGAACGGGCGGCAUGUUGUCGCUCGAAGGACUAGUCGAGCUGAGUAGAAAAUUCUCAUACGAGCUCCGGUCGAAGCAUCUGGACAAUGACAUGGCGCACCAGGUUGUGAAAAACCUCAUCUUUAUUUCCAGAUGUUUCGCUGGUGUGUCCGUGGAAAAUGAGGAUGGGAAUGGAGAAAAGGCUGUCAAGGCAGCUGAAGAGGGUGAGAAAGAGGAGGAUGACGAUGAGGAUGGGAAGAAAGAGGAGGAGGUAGAAAAGGCGGAGGAGAGUUGGAGGCGCGACCCACUCGGCUGGCUCUUCCGUAAACUGUCCUUCCAAGCCAGGUUGUCAUUCUUCAAACGCUCAUUCGAGGACAAUGUGCAAGACAAGAAAUUGUGGAUCAUGCAACCCACUUUCAUCUGCCAUUGGAUGGGAUACAUGGUAAACACACUGGAUAAAGAUCGGUUGACAGGGUACAUGUAUCAGAUACUUCACCCUCUUGUCAGAAUCACUGGGGAAGAGAAUUUCAAGAGAGAUGCGCAGUUGGAAGAGCUGCAGAAUUUGGCCCAGGAGGUAAUGAAUAUGCUGCAAACCAAGUUAGACAACACGCUCUAUCUGCGCGUUUAUCAGGGUAUUAGGCAGCGCAUGGUGGCUGUUAGAGACGAGCGAAAGACAGUACGCAAGCAGAAUAUGGUCAGGAAUCCUCAACUGGCUGCUCAUCAGAAGAGCAAGCGGUCUGCAUCCAAGGUGGAUUCUAAGAAGAGGAAGAAUAAUCACUUUGCAUCACAAAAGAGAACGAUUUAG